CGGGCGGAGCGGGGCGGUAUGUCAAAUCAAAUGUCUGCAAAUGUCUAUCGAAUCGAUUGUGUAAUUGUUGGAUUUGUGUGUGUUUUGUGAAAAAAAUAAUGAAUUAAACAGUUAAAUUGAAGACCUAUUAAUUGUGGGUUUCAUCUCUAACAUAAUCAAGUCAAGAAAAUUAUUUACGCACUCAGCUCCCAUUAAAGUUUUCUUGAUGCCAUACAAUAGAUAUUUUCCCUCUGUUUGUUGUGUGUGAAUAAACAUUAAAUUCGAAAUUAUGGUUGAAAACGGUGCAUCUAGUGGUGGCAGCGACAGCCCCAAUGCAACUUGUUCCCGUUCAGGACUUCUCGAAACCUUAGUGCGAGGAGUAUGGUACAGAGUACAUUGCUCUUUGGAGGAUGAUUAUCUAAGUGUAUGCUUGGACGAUGGUUACGAUGCAACUACUACACUCAAUGGGACACUCAAUAACAACAAUGUAGAAACACCAAACAGUGAUUUCACAGAAGUACCAGAAGCAAUAGCCAACCAAAAACGACUAGUACAGGUGGUUAAAUCUGACAAUAAUGGGCUGGGUAUAUCCAUAAAAGGUGGCAUAGAAAAUAAUAUGCCAAUAUUGAUAUCAAAAAUAUUCAAGGGAAUGGCGGCAGAUUUGACAGAACAGUUGUAUGUUGGAGAUGCUAUUCUUUCAGUAAAUGGAGAGGAUUUAAAAGAUGCCACACAUGAAGAAGCUGUAAAAGCUUUAAAAAGAGCUGGAAAAAUGGUUCAGUUGGAAGUCAAGUAUUUGCGAGAAGUCACACCAUACUUCCGGAAAGCAUCAAUAAUUAGCGAGGUGGGGUGGGAACUACAGAGAGGGUAUAUGGCGGAGGCACCGCCGUCGCCGCCUUCCCCGAGGCGCCGUCGAGCUGAUACCCGCUACGUGCCGCUGCUGAUGGCCUGUGUAGCUAAGAACCUUCGACACCAGGACCCAGAGGAGCGCACGAUCGAGGUGUACUCCCCGGACGGCGUGCACGCGCUGGCGCUGCGCGCGAGCUCGGCGGGCGCGGCCGCGGGCUGGCAUCGCGCGCUGCACGCCGCCGCACGCCGCGCCGCGCGCGCCGCGCUGGCGCGUGCUCGUCCGCAGCUGCGUCCGCUGCUGGGCGACGUGCGGUACGCAGGGUGGCUGGCCAGGCGCCCGCCGCAGGAUCAUGCUAGUGCUUCAGGUGGUUCUGACAGUUCCGAAGAGGCAGAAAGCUGGCAACCAACUUUCGUGGCUAUAACAGAACUUGAACUAAGGUUAUACGAGGCAGCGCCGUGGUCGAGCGAGGCGUGGUGCGCGGCCAGCGAGAGCUUCAACCUCGCGGCGACGCGGCUCGCGUGGUGGCGGCGCGGCGGCGGCGGGGGCGGGUGCGGGGGCGGGGGCGGAGGCGGGGGCGGGGGCGGGGGCGCGGCGGCGCUGGGCGUGCGCGCGGGCACGCCGGCGGGCCUGGCCGUGCGCGCGCUGCGCGCCGACACACCGCACGACCUCGCCGCUGUGGCCGGAGCCCUGGUCGAUGGUGCGCACAAUGCGGUCAGAGCGCAGCCAGAGUUCACCUUCCGAUGCCGAUACCGUGGCGCAUGCGCACGCCUAGCACUGGGCACAAACGGCGCAUGCGUGUGGGAGAGCGCGGGGUCGCUGGGGCGCGGCGGCGCGCGCGCGCUGUACCGCCGCCCGCUGCACGCGCUGCGCGCCUCCGCCGACGACGACCGCUGCAAGCUGUGGCUGCACUUUGCUGAUGAUGACACCGUGGAGCUGGACAUGGAAGGCAGUCCGAAGCCGGCAGUGUUCAUCCUGCACAACCUGCUGUCCGCGCGCGUGCACUCGCUGCCGGCGGAGGCCGCCACCAACCCGCUAUAACACGAGCAGUACCCCGACCACUCGCCCGAGUAUUAGUGCCGCUGCACAUCCAACGCGAACCUCGGCUGUACUCCGCGCGUGUGUCAAACCGGUAACAACUGAACUUUUAUUAACUUUACCGGUGUUAACGUAAAUUAUAGAUUCCUUAAUCUUGAAGGCGUACACUACAUUCGACCCUUUGUAUUGUAACAGGGGACAGAUACGCCAUGUAUUUGCUCUGAGAGCUUUAGAGCAUUCUCUAUGUACGUGAUGUUAUAAAAUACCUAGACUAUGAGGUUGUAAGAUAACCAAUCGAAUAAAUGCGAUGUUUCAAUUAUUUGUUGAAGUGGAUGAGACUCAUGACUACUUUUGAAACUUCGAAAAAACAUCUCGUUUAAGGUACUGUAUAUUGAAAAUUUCGUAUGUAUUUAAGUAUUUUAUAACACCUCUCUGAAUGUGCAUAUGUUGAUUGUAUAUUCAAAGAUAAAGAGUAUCUAUACUAAUUGGAUUAUGAAAUCUCAAAUUAUUCUGCAAAUUGUUAACGACUACUUGACUCCUCCUCGGAGUGGUAGUCCUAUCAUGUAUGUUCUCGGGUAAUUCCUUUAAUUAUUAAGAAGAUACAUGUCUAAUUAUAAAAAAAACAUCUCUUAACAAGUAAAUAUCGUUGAUUAACAUUUUGAUAUUGAAAAUUAAUCGAGCGUAGAGUUGGUGGCCCAUACAUUGAUGUAUGAGCCGAGCAUACAACGUUCCAAAAAUACCUCCAUGGCUCAACCAAGGUAUUGUGUUCUAUAGUAAUCGAAAUAACUGUGAUGCCUCACAUAUGAUCAUGCUAUUGUUGUCAUAUCGGACUUUCUUGUCUUUGUGUGUAAUUCACUUUAUAUAAACCUUAACAUUUUAGUGUUUGAAGGUGUGUGUUUGAAACAUUCCAUGUUUUUAUUAUUAUGUAUUUAAAAUGUAAU
Messenger RNA from Plodia interpunctella (Indianmeal moth), 2802 nucleotides. It is a transcript of the gene Syn1, whose product is annotated as Syntrophin-like 1. The transcript is spliced from 7 exons. Gene Ontology annotation, cellular component: intracellular anatomical structure; dystrophin-associated glycoprotein complex. Gene Ontology annotation, molecular function: structural molecule activity; protein binding. NCBI's taxonomy places the organism in Eukaryota, Metazoa, Arthropoda, Insecta, Lepidoptera, Pyralidae. Bases 269 to 1864 code for a protein of 531 amino acids. The record is from RefSeq and is a predicted model, not a curated record.